UUCUCGUGUAGUUUAUUUGUUUUGUCACGAUAAUGGUAGAGUUACAUGCGAGAGGUGGCGCCAACAUCGAAGUGUUGCCUGCAAUGGCGCACAGAUCCAAGUGUUUUUUUUGUUUUAGUUCAUAAGUAUUUAUAAACUUUUUUUUAAAUGUUUUAUUUAUCUGAAUGAAUGCUGUUUUCGCGUUUCCCUAUGAGCUAUUCUAGUAUUUUACGAAAUAAUGUAUUUCAUGUUUAAUAGCAACCACAUCUUAUCUUUAAAAAGAUUUACGUCCUAUGCCAGUUAUUUUUCUAGGUCUGGUAUCUGGGAUAUACCGCGUACCUACCUAUUUGUCAAAAAACCAAACCGCAUGGAACCAAAUUUAGAAGAAAUCCAGAUCCGUAACAGAAUCCUAUUACAAAUGGAUCGCGACUGAUCACGAAUUGUAACCGGAACAUACAUCAUCGGAAGUUAAACACGUUGAUCUAUUCUACUGACCAGUGUCACUACAACAGAGGUCUCGAAGUAAAAGGAAAGGAGGUUCGAUCAGUGCCCGCGAGAUCGCAAGCGCAGGCGCACGUGUGACGCAAGCGCCAUCUUGUUCACACCCGCCAAAACCAAACAAGUGAAUUCUAAAAUCAAAUGUGACAGUUGAUUUAAAGAUUUAAGUGGACUGGUUGAUAACAGUUUUAUUUUUACGUAUUUCCUGAGGAGCGCUGAAAAAUUAAGAUAAACAGUGGACGUGUCAUCAGUGUUGUGUCAGUGUAUUGUGGUGUUAAUACAAUGCGAAGACGCCAGCCCAUUCAUCUCGCCGCUCUUUAUUGAAGCUGGCCAAAUAUUUCUUAGGGCUACAGUUCUAUAGACAUUUCGAGUCAAUGCCGCGUGUGUAGGCAAUGGCUUUGACAAACUUCACGCUAGCGGGCGUCGGCGCGGCCACGCCGGCGUUCGUGCCCACCUCUUCCACGCCAUUACGAGUCGACCUCGAUGACUUACUCUACUCCCCCGCCGAACACCAACCCGACACAGUUUCCGGUCAACCCGCAGGCAAUGAACCUUUCUCGCCGCCAGCUAACCAUCGAAAGCCAAUAAAUAAAAUAAGAAAACGUGCCGGUACAGCUUACCUCCCACCAGCGAAUCAAUACACGCAUUAUCCUAACGAAGCACCUCGAAAUCCAUAUGCUCCACCAUUACACACACAGGUCUAUCCCCAAAACCCAAGACUUGACGUACAGGUAGAGAACCAGCGAGUGCAACAAGUGGACACACUUUAUGAUAACACUGGACACUAUAUUCAUGAUCCUACCGGUGACUAUGAUUAUGAACAGAGGAGAAUGAAACCGGAUUCGGGGUAUAAUCCUAACCCUGGUUACGCGAAUGCCCCGUACCCCCCGGCCUCGACGCCGAGCCCUUCUAGUCGAAGGUUCGAUGGAAACACGAACCAAAAUGUGAAUAACUUUAAUUUUAACAGACCAACUAGUACACCAGCUCCUGCUAGACCGCCCAGCGAGCAAGGGAUUAAGACAGGUGGUGGAGUCAAUGGACAAAAUCCUCCUGAAAGACCUAGAGGUUUUACGAAAGUUGAAACUGGUGGUUCUGGUGGUAAAACACAAUUGCACGCUGUACUCGACUAUGACGAGGAUUAUUACGACGAACCUGAUCCAGAUUCAGGGCAACCCUCAGUAACUCCACUACAAGGGCCGAUACUCCUGCGCAAUGGUUCAGUGCCUGUUGUUCCUUUGACGUCAUACCGCACUAUUAACAAUGGCUCCUUCUACCAAAUACCUAUAUUAUGGACGGCGUUAUCUUUAGCACUGGGCUACGAACUUCAGGGUCAAAUCAUCAGAGGGGUUCCGUGCGUGAAGCGUAACUUCCAGCUAUAUUGUCCAACAGCGGGCAAUACUUAUCCAUUAGAUAAGAUCGAGAACUUCAUAGACGAGAACAAGGCUUUAAUAAAGAGGAUGUACGGUUCGUUCACUACGCCUGCUGGGAACAGAGUGAGGAGGGCGCCAGGAGUGCCAGACAUGCACGACGCGACUGGCGACUCCUACUUCAGGCAUGUACGGCAAGCUGCCAACACCCCGUUGCCAGACGCACAAGCUGUCAACAACACUGGCAGAGUGGACGCAUGCGAAAGCAAGACAGAAAUAAUGACGCCCUAUUGGGCGCUCAACUCGGCGAGAAAGCUACGUGCAAUCGUUAACACUAUGCAUUUUGAACAGGCGAUUCAUCAGGAAACGUGCAGUAAGACGACAACGGCCCGCUGCACUCGCGAUUGCGGGUGCGAACAGAAGUACAAAUGGCAUAGGCUCUUAGCCUACGACCCUAACGAUGACUGCGCUGGAAUUUUCAUGGACUGGUUCCUAUUCCCGUCCUGCUGUGUCUGCAGAUGCAAUCCUUGAUAUACUUCUCAAACAUAAUUAGUUAAUUCAUUAUACUGCCUGUUCUAUGAGCUUUUAAAGCAGGACUCUUACUGAUGAAGAGAGACAAGGCUAUACACACAGUGUAAUGCUGUCUCUCUUUUUCACGGAUCGUGUAAGAGAGACGCCGAUCUAUAUUUUAACUAGCAGCAUCUCUGUCCCAUACGGCAACAGUCCGAUUUAAUAGUUCAUAGUAACUGCACCGUAUUGCUUGGUUGUUAAGAAAGAGCGACAAGCGUAGUUUAGUCCUUCGUAGCGUUGCAAAUCAGUUCAGGAUUAUAUUUUUGAUUAAAUUUUUAGAACACUAAAGUAGUUGGAAUUGAUAUGUAGAUAAAAGUAAUACGUACAAAACCAAAAUCCCGAGUUCUAAAGCUAGAAGCUUGUCUUUUUGAAACUGGGGGAUACUAUAUUUACCUCUAUUUAAGUAUAAUUCGUUUCAUAUCUGCUGCCUGCAUGCAUUUUGUCGUUUUGUCGCUUCCUGGCGUUUUAAAUUUGAAAAAAAUGCUAGAAAAUACAUUCAACCUUUUUUCAUUAUAUCUUUAAACUUAUUAAAAGAGGCAAUUACUUAUAAGAAACACUCAUGUCAUAGUUUUAAGUUCAUCUAAAAAAUAGCUUAAUUUUGCAAUCACUAGAAUAAACUUACGUAAAACGUAUUUAUGAUUAGGUACCUUGGCUUAUUCAUUUACUCGGCUUAAGAGCAGUUUGCUUGUUUAUUUUUUUAGCUUAUUUUUGACAGAUUGACAGGCACAUAUAAAUUGCGACAUUUAUUUCUUGUUCUGCUUUGUCGCCUGUUCAUUACAUUUUUUUAUUUAGAUAGUAUAAGCGACAAAUAAAUUAAGUUUGAAUAUAAAAUGGAACACUGCCAUUGUAUAGUUUUAUAGGUACAUAGUCUAUUUAAAUGAUAUAGAAAAAUAAUUACAAAAUAUAUUUUAGUUUGCAAUUUUUGUAUACUUAUUCUGUGUAUGUAAUUUAAGUUUUUUUUAGUAAGUUUUAACUUGUUUAGUUUAAGCAACCUACUAAUAUAUCAAUUUUAUUUUUUUGUAUUUAUAUAAUGUGUAUUUUAGUUACACAGACGGUUUUCCAGCAAAAAUUUGGUUGAAUCGAUCUCUAUUUUUUAAUCAAUUUUGUACAAACUAAUCGAUUUUAAUUUGACAAUAGUUGGAAAGCGCAAAGAUGGAAUACACCAACGCAACUUAACUUUAAGAUGUUCUUAAAUGGUCAUCUGUCGCCACUUUACUCCUUGAAGUGGGAUACAGAAUGGCAAUUGAGGGCGACUUAAAUUUGAGCGGCUUUUGAGUGUUCGACCUUAAUGAUACUCAGAUAUAAUGAAAAGAACUUUACCUUUGAAUAAUAAAAGUGCAAUGGAAUAUA
Messenger RNA from Trichoplusia ni (cabbage looper), 3764 nucleotides. It is a transcript of the gene spz3, whose product is annotated as protein spaetzle 3. NCBI's taxonomy places the organism in Eukaryota, Metazoa, Arthropoda, Insecta, Lepidoptera, Noctuidae. Gene Ontology annotation, molecular function: growth factor activity; Toll binding. Gene Ontology annotation, cellular component: extracellular region. The transcript has 7 exons. Bases 870 to 2375 code for a protein of 501 amino acids. Gene Ontology annotation, biological process: innate immune response; central nervous system formation; regulation of Toll signaling pathway. The record is from RefSeq and is a predicted model, not a curated record.